Diplodia corticola is the source of this 888-nucleotide messenger RNA. RefSeq lists its product as uncharacterized. Lineage: Eukaryota; Fungi; Ascomycota; Dothideomycetes; Botryosphaeriales; Botryosphaeriaceae. The transcript is spliced from 2 exons. The coding region runs from base 1 to 888 and encodes 295 amino acids. The record is from RefSeq and is a predicted model, not a curated record.
AUGUUGGUUCUUGUGGAUGCCGAUUGGGGUGUCAAUCUACAGAGUGCUUACAAUACCCGCCAGCGCAAGUCUCACGCUAAAGAAACCGCAAAUACUCCCGCCAAGUACUGCUCCAGUCGUUGCCGCAGCCACAAGCCCGGAAAGCUCGACCGCCAAAUCGAAGAUACUUUUGUCAGGCUCCUCAAUGGGGAGGGGGGCUCACCGAAUGCGAUAGGCAGCGGUGCUGGAGCCAAAUCCAAAGAGAAAGGGCCAAGGAAGAGAAAGGGCGAACCCCGCAUCCUUGUCUCCUGUGACGCCGUCGAGAACACUGUCUUUGGGGACCACUUCGAUCCAGAAAAAGUCUAUGGCAGGAGGCGAAACAGAGCUCGGCGUGGAGCGGCGGAUGAUGAAGAAUGGAAAAGCGUGGACAUGGUCUCGGACGAAGAGCGUGCUACUGCCAGCGAUGCUAGCACAGCGGACGGCCCGAAUGUUUUGGACGACGCCAGGGUCGCGAUGGAGGCCAACCCUGCAGGCGAUGCCAAGAAUGCGGGGACUAUGAUCACGGAUGGGGACUUGUUGGCGCGGCUGGCGGUCAGGAGCGGCACGCGCAUCCGGCCGGCACAAGGCAUCUCUGAGGUCAAUGGUAGCGUGGGUGGAGAGAAAGGGCGGGCCGAGCGGGCAGACGAGACAGAUGAGAUGCUAGAGAAGAGGAAGCAGGGACAGAAGCGAGCGCAUGAAAGGGAGAUGGUCCGGUGUGCUGCCAGGAGAGGUGUGGCGUUUGGUUUCGCAGUCAAUCAGGCGGACGACGAUCAGACGGAGACGAGGAAGAAGUGCGAGGCUGUGAUGCUCGGGAAGGUGGUGGAAUCGAGCUUCGCCAAGGGGGACUGGAGCGUUAGGUGGAGAGAAUGA